Messenger RNA from Synchiropus splendidus (mandarinfish), 947 nucleotides. It is a transcript of the gene gpx8, whose product is annotated as glutathione peroxidase 8 (putative). Gene Ontology annotation, biological process: response to oxidative stress. Gene Ontology annotation, molecular function: glutathione peroxidase activity. The transcript is spliced from 3 exons. NCBI's taxonomy places the organism in Eukaryota, Metazoa, Chordata, Actinopteri, Syngnathiformes, Callionymidae. The record is from RefSeq and is a predicted model, not a curated record. Bases 51 to 683 code for a protein of 210 amino acids.
CUUGACGCCCCGUUUCCCCCCGCCUCUGCGAACAUCCAUACCCCUCCAAGAUGGAGGCGCUAGGGGGCUACCCGACAAGGACCUCCGGCCCCAAAGUCAAGAGGCUGACGGUGCUCUUAAGCAUGACGGUGGGCGUCGGCUGUCUGUUUCUGCUGCAGACCCAACUGGUCAAACCCAGAAAACCCGAAGAUUUCUACUCGUUCGAGGUGAAGGACGCGAAGGGGAGGACCGUGUCUCUGGAGAAGUACCGAGGAAAAGCUUCUCUGGUUGUAAACGUGGCGAGUUACAGCGAGCAGACGGAGUUGAACUACAGGUCUCUGCAGGAGCUCCACCGGGAGCUUGGAACCUCUCACUUCAACGUACUGGCCUUCCCCUGCGGACAGUUCGGCGACACCGAGCCCGGAACCAGUCGAGACGUCGAAAGCCUCGCCAAGUCCACUUUCGGAGUUACUUUCCCUUUCUUCAGCAAAAUCCGAAUCAUGGGCUCAGAGGCAGAACCAGCCUUCAAGUUCCUGACAGAUUCGGUGCAGAAAAUUCCCAAGUGGAACUUCUGGAAGUUCCUGGUGAACCCAGAGGGCAAAGUGGUGCGGUUCUGGCGGACAGACGAGCCCAUGGAGAGCGUCCGGCAAGAAGCUGCGGCGCUUGUACGCGAUAUCAUCCUGAAAAAACGUGGGGAGCUAUGAUGACCAAGAGAGUGGACUGACAAGCCUUCUGCCCUGAGCAUUGGCUGCCAGGAUGGCCUGGCAUAACUGUCCCCUGCAGACAGGAAGCUGAUGCUGACUCUUAACAUCUCUCACCUGUAGUACAUGUGUGUGUGUGCGGACCCAUGUGUGUGGGAGAGAGUGCAGGCAUGAUGCUGUGGUGACAAACUUUACUCUAAAUGACCACUGAAGGAAGUAUUUUUGUAUUUGACAUCCACUGCUUGCAUUAAAACAAUUUUCCUCCAA